ACAGCAACGUGCAAAACACUCCGGUUUGUUAGAUUUUCUCUCUCUGUUUGCUGUGUUGAAGUUGGAGACAUUUAGACGUCAUGGCUGAGAUGGACGACGAGGACCUUCAACAGCUGUACACGUGGAUCGAUGAAAUUCCUCUCUCGCGGCCCAAGAAAAACAUCGCGCGAGACUUCAGCGACGGAGUGCUGACCGCCGAGGUGGUGAAACAUUUCCUUCCCAAAAUGGUCGAUCUCCACAACUACACGCCUGCCAACUCAAUCACUCAGAAGAUCGGGAAUUGGACGACUCUGAACAGAAAAGUGUUUGCAAAGUUGAGUUUCACUGUUCCCGAGAAUGUCAUCAAAGGAGCCGUGAAUUCUCGACCGGGAGUCAUCGAGUUCGUUCUGAACAACUUGAGAGUGAAAAUACAAAAGCACAUGAGUAGAAAACAAAACGAGAAAAGCAUGCCAAAGUCACUUGAUGACGGUCACGUAACUGACAUGUUUAAUGGAGAUUCUGACAUCUUGUAUUCUAACUCGAUCGACAUGAUGGGCACAGGAGCAUACAGUAUGGUUCCAUCAUUGAUAUCAAAACACACAGACUCGGGUGCAGUUCGAGUUCCUCCGAAUGGUUCCACAAUUCGAUAUCACCCGACGCCACAGAAUUAUCUCUCGGUGACAGGACACAUACCCAGACGAAGCACAGUACCCGAAGCUGAUGGUCGUUAUGUGCAAAGAAGCGAUGAGAUCAGAGUACAGUCGCUGAUCAAUCGAUUUCCUCACGUCGAUCCACGAAUCGCAAUACAAGAGAAAGAACAGCAACUGCUCGAAGCUCAGGAAACGAUUCAAAUAUUGCAAGUGAAGGUGCGACGAAUGGAGCACUUGCUUCGUCUCAAAGACAUGCGAAUCGAAGAGCUAGCGAAACGCCUACAACUCUCAACCCUCCACCCACCGACAUAACCGACUCAUUAGACGUCCAACUAUUUGUAAAAAGAUUUAUACAGUAAUUUCAGUUUUAAUUCCAUUUAAUUGCCCAGGUAAUAUAUUAGCAUAAGGUGUGAUAAAAGUUCAAGACUCGAAUAGAGUAUCCAU
Messenger RNA from Corticium candelabrum, 1073 nucleotides. Its product is annotated as sperm flagellar protein 1-like. Gene Ontology annotation, molecular function: microtubule binding. Bases 81 to 941 code for a protein of 286 amino acids. The record is from RefSeq and is a predicted model, not a curated record. Gene Ontology annotation, cellular component: axoneme. NCBI's taxonomy places the organism in Eukaryota, Metazoa, Porifera, Homoscleromorpha, Homosclerophorida, Plakinidae. Gene Ontology annotation, biological process: regulation of cytoskeleton organization. The transcript has 8 exons.